GUUGGUUUACGUUGGUGUCUACUUCGACGCGUGGAACUGCAAGUCAACGACUCAAAAUCUCCGGUGUCUCCUCUCGUUUGGCUACCAAAUGGUCUUCUCAUGUUCCAUCACAAUUCCAACAUCUACCUCUUUAGUCAGUGGUCAUCUUCUAAAGACAAUGGCAGUAGUUCUCUUAUCCCCACCAAGCUGUUUGAGCAAGAUUCUUCUUGCUAUGGUUUUGUCAGCGUUAAGGCUUCUCGUUUGAGCGAGAUUUAUUGUAAUCUUAGUCUUACUAAACGCCUCUCGAAGCAAGAGAUUGAAACAAGGUCGUGUCUCAAGAGGUAUCAGAGGGCGGCUAAUCCUUUCAAACAAUCCUUCUAUGACAAUCUUGGACUUUUUGAAGCUGCUCAGGUAAAUUGA
Messenger RNA from Rodentolepis nana, 399 nucleotides. The record is from the annotation of a GenBank genome assembly. NCBI's taxonomy places the organism in Eukaryota, Metazoa, Platyhelminthes, Cestoda, Cyclophyllidea, Hymenolepididae.